This is a messenger RNA of Pseudozyma flocculosa PF-1, 408 nucleotides long. RefSeq lists its product as uncharacterized. The transcript has 2 exons. The record is from RefSeq and is a predicted model, not a curated record. NCBI's taxonomy places the organism in Eukaryota, Fungi, Basidiomycota, Ustilaginomycetes, Ustilaginales, Ustilaginaceae. The coding region runs from base 1 to 408 and encodes 135 amino acids.
AUGAAGCUCGCUGCUCUCUUCACCAUCGUCCCUCUUCUGAUCGGCUCGGCGUCGGCCGUGCUUCACACCAUCGCGCUCGAUCACACGCCCGCCUAUACCCUCGGCGGCUUGUUCAAGUACGACACCGACCUCAAAAACUUCUGCUUUGUUGCCAACAAGGCCGCCGAUGCGAGCGACCAGUCUCGUUGGGAGCUGUUCUACAAGAACACGGGCAUUCAGGCGGGCGGCAUGUACAACCAGUGCGGCGGGUUCCCUGGCGCACCCGAUGGUAACCUCGUCAACCUCGAGAUGAGCUACCGCAAUCUGAUCGCCUCGAACAAGGCCAUUCCCGGAUCUCGCCUGGUCUUCACCGACGGCAACGGCCGCAACAUUGGCACGGCGGACCUCUCGAACAUGAAGUGGACCUGA